Coturnix japonica (Japanese quail) is the source of this 1283-nucleotide messenger RNA. RefSeq names its product cysteine rich protein 2 (gene CRIP2). The record is from RefSeq and is a predicted model, not a curated record. NCBI's taxonomy places the organism in Eukaryota, Metazoa, Chordata, Aves, Galliformes, Phasianidae.
GCGCAGCCCCGCCCCGGCCCCCCCCACCUCGGGCAAUGGGCGGGGGCCGGGCGGAGCGGGGAGCACAGCACGGCACGGCACGGCUCGGCACGGCUCCGCUCCGCUCCGCUCUCCAGCCAUGGCAUCCAAGUGCCCCAAGUGCGACAAGACCGUUUAUUUCGCUGAGAAGGUCUCCUCCCUGGGCAAGGACUGGCACAAGUUCUGCUUGAAGUGUGAGCGCUGCAACAAGACCCUGACGCCAGGAGGGCACGCUGAGCAUGAUGGGAAACCCUUCUGCCACAAGCCCUGCUAUGCGACGCUGUUUGGCCCCAAAGGGGUGAACAUCGGUGGUGCCGGGUCGUACAUCUACGAGAAGCCUCAGAUUGAGGGGCAGACUGCACCAGGGCCCAUCGAGCACCCAGCCAGGGUGGAGGAGAAGAAGGUGAACGCUGCUCCUCCCAAGGGACCCAGCAAAGCCUCCAGCGUCACCACCUUCACUGGGGAGCCCAACAUGUGCCCACGCUGUGGCAAGAGGGUCUAUUUUGCCGAGAAGGUGACCUCUCUGGGGAAGGACUGGCACCGGCCCUGCCUACGCUGCGAGCGCUGCAGCAAGACGCUGACCCCCGGGGGCCACGCCGAGCACGACGGGCAGCCCUACUGCCACAAGCCGUGCUACGGGAUCCUCUUCGGGCCCAAGGGUGUCAACACCGGAGCCGUGGGCAGCUACAUCUACGACAAAGACCCUGAGGCAAAGAACCAGCCCUAGGCGGCACUCUCACCUCCCACACCUACAAGUACCGGAGCAGCCCUCGGCCACGGAGCUGUGCUCUCUGCUGUCUCUAUAGAACCUCCGGGUUCUGUACCAUAGUCCCUAAUAUAAGCUUCAGUGUUUAAAGGCAAAGGUAGAAAGCAUCUCUGCUCAUCCCCUGUGUGCUCUGCCUUCCCCAGGACGGGCUGGAAGGGCUGGUCGCUGCUGCCCCAGUUCAGGGGAUGCUGUGACACCAGUGACACUUGGUCCCCGGCCGGCUCAGCUCCUGCAUCCCCAUCCUUGCAUCCCCCAACCCACCCCACUGUGGGGUCCAGCUGCUCCCCGUGCCCGGGGGGAGGCAGAGCGCAUCGGGCCCUGAGCCUGAGGUUUCCCGUCGCGGUGUUUAUUUAUGAGCUGUUGUCAGUGUGCUCCCAGCUGUGGGGACACCCCCUCGCCCCUCCCCUACGCGCACGCUGCUUGCGCUGCCCACCCACCCACCCACCCGGCCGUGCGCUCCCCGGACUUUUGUUAUUUGCUGAUAAUAAAGGUUUUGAGA